AUGGGCCGUGCCUCGAAGGACAAGCGGGACAUUUACUACCGCAAGGCAAAGGAGGAGGGCUACCGGGCGAGGAGUGCGUACAAGCUGCUGCAGCUGCACGAGGAGUUUGACAUUCUGCAGCGGGGCAGCAUCCGCACCGGCGUUGUGGAUUUGUGUGCGGCGCCGGGGAGCUGGUCGCAGGUGCUGGCGCGACACCUGCGCGAGGAGGUGCGGGGGGCGCCCGGGCAGCCGUCCACGGGCGCCGCCCGCAUCGUCGCCGUUGACCUGCAGGAGAUGAUGCCGAUUGAGGGGGUGCAGCUGCUGCAGGGCGACAUCACGAGCGAGGCCACCGCGCGGGAAAUUAUCCGGCUUCUCAACGACAACGACGACGCGGUCUCCGCCGGCGCCGAACGUGCGGAGAAGGAAGCCGCAGACGCAGGCGCGGGCGCGGCGGCGGCGGCGGCGGCGGAGGAGGACGGCGGCACGGCGCGCGGCCGUGAGAAGAAGGCGGACCUUGUCGUCUGCGACGGAGCCCCGGACGUGACGGGGAUGCACGAGUUGGACGAGUACCUGCAGCACCACUUACUGCUGGCGGCGCUGAAUAUCACGACGUUUGUGCUGCGUCGCGGGGGGACGUUUGUCACCAAAAUGUUUCGUGGCCCCAACACGCCUUUUCUGGUGGCCAAGUCGGAGGUCUUUUUUCGGCACGUCACGAUCGCCAAGCCCAAGUCCUCGCGCAACGCCUCGAUGGAGGCGUUCAUGGUCUGCCAGGACUACCAGCCGCCCGCCGCCUACCGCCCCUCCUUCGACCGCCCCCUCACGACGACCACACGGUGCUUUACGCCCGCCGCCCCACCGCCGCCGGCGCUCGCGUCGCAGCAGAGUGAGACGCAGCAGGCGGUGGACCAAACUCAGGCGGAGUACGAGGCCUUUAUGGUGGAGAACGUCAUUGUGCCCUUCCUGGCCUGCGGGGAUCUCUCCGGCUACGACGCGGACAUGUGCUACGACCGGGAGGCGGACGCGCCAGUGCUGCCGCCGGUGCACCCUCCGCGGCAGGCGCCGUACUUGGCGUCGGGUGCCACCAACGACGGCUGCGGGCUGACGCACGGCGACGGGACGACUGCGCUGAAGCGCCAGCGUCGGGAGUGA
Molecule: messenger RNA, 1128 nt
Organism: Trypanosoma conorhini
Lineage: Eukaryota; Euglenozoa; Kinetoplastea; Trypanosomatida; Trypanosomatidae
Product: ribosomal rRNA methyltransferase
Exons: 1
Coding region: 1-1128 (375 amino acids)
Biological process (GO): cytoplasmic translation; tRNA methylation
Cellular component (GO): cytoplasm
Molecular function (GO): tRNA methyltransferase activity
Source: RefSeq, a predicted model, not a curated record